This is a messenger RNA of Acaulospora morrowiae, 1313 nucleotides long. NCBI's taxonomy places the organism in Eukaryota, Fungi, Glomeromycota, Glomeromycetes, Diversisporales, Acaulosporaceae. The record is from the annotation of a GenBank genome assembly.
AUGACCACCCAAUCCGUUUCUCCGAAAUCGUCAACACACACGAAACGUAUGUCCGUGACUCAUCGACGCGAGUCGUCGGUUCCUCACGAAAUUAAAGAAACUUUAGAUGCUACCGUCACUGAAACGCAAGAUGGGGAACGUUGCCUAAACAACUACAUUUUAAAGGAAGAGAUUGGUCACGGCGCAUAUGGAACCGUGAUUAUGGCAAUUGAUAAAGAAACAUCCAUUAAAUACGCGAUUAAAGAAUUUAGCAAAUCUCGCCUUCGUAAAAGGGAUAAAGCAAACUGCCUUCGUCGUCCACCGCGUGGUAGAGGUUGGAAUGCACGCGGGCGCGCUGCGUCCGUUCCAAAUGAUGUUCCAACUGAUCCUUUAUAUUUGAUUCGUAGCGAAGUAGCUGUAUUAAAGAAGCUAAACCACAAAAAUGUUGUAACAUUGUAUGAGGUCUUGGAUGACCCCGAUAACGAUUCUCUAUAUAUGGUUUUUGAAAUAUGCGAAAAUGGCGUUCUCAUGGAUGUUAGUAUUAACAAGAAGACGACACCAUUUCCCAACGAAAAAUGUCGACGUUAUUUCAGAGAAAUGAUACUUGGCUUUGAGUACUUGCAUGAAAAUGAAAUUGUCCACCGAGAUAUCAAGCCAGAUAAUCUUCUUCUAUCGAAAGAUGAUGUUUUAAAAAUCGUGGAUUUCGGUGUUUCUGAAAUAUUUAAGGGUGAAGAUAAGAUAAAAAAAUCAGCUGGUAGUCCUGCUUUCAUGGCUCCGGAAUUAUGCAUAGCACAUCAUGGAGAAAUUUCCGGUAAAGCUGCUGAUAUCUGGUCGAUGGGCGUAACCUUAUAUUGUCUUGCUUUUGGGUGCCUGCCUUUCGAGGAAGAUAAUAUUAUUGACUUGUAUGAGUCAAUAAAGAAUGAUGAUGUUAAAAUUCCGAAAGAAACAGAUCCUGAUCUGGUCGAUCUCCUUCAUGUGAUUCUCGAAAAGGAUCCUUCGAAGAGAGCGACUAUGUCUGUUUUGCGUGAACAUCCGUGGGUUACUAACCAUGGAAAUGAUCCAUUAAUAUCCACCGAGGAGAAUUGCACUGAACUUAUUUCAGAAAUUACCGAGGACGAUUUGAUUCGGGCCAUUAAACCUAUCAGCAUUAGAGGUGUUUUUACAGUGAUCGGUGCCGUUAACAAAUUAAAAAGGCUGUCAAGAUCACACCACCAUUCUAUGAGUGAUAUACCCAAGUUGGAAAUCACAAAAGAUUCAGACGAGAAAAAUGAAACUGAAUUAACUGAAUUAAAAAAAGCCUCCAUCAUUUCUGAGCAGACUGCAGUUGCAGCAGA